This is a messenger RNA of Zonotrichia leucophrys gambelii, 9729 nucleotides long. It is a transcript of the gene DNAH9, whose product is annotated as dynein axonemal heavy chain 9. Gene Ontology annotation, molecular function: dynein intermediate chain binding; minus-end-directed microtubule motor activity; dynein light intermediate chain binding. Lineage: Eukaryota; Metazoa; Chordata; Aves; Passeriformes; Passerellidae. The transcript is spliced from 46 exons. Gene Ontology annotation, biological process: microtubule-based movement. Bases 112 to 8370 code for a protein of 2752 amino acids. The record is from RefSeq and is a predicted model, not a curated record. Gene Ontology annotation, cellular component: dynein complex.
UGCGCGGCUGUGGCGGCCUAUGAGGACAAGCCCAGGGAGCAGUGGCUCUUUGACCACCCUGCCCAGGUGGCUCUCUGCUGCACCCAGAUCUGGUGGACAGCUGAGGUGGGCAUGGCCUUCUCCAGGAUGAAGGAAGGCUAUGAGAAGGCCAUGAAGGAGUACCACAAGAAGCAGGUGGCCCAGCUGAAUGUGCUGGUGACCAUGCUGCUGGGACAGCUCUCCAGGGGCGACAGGCAGAAGAUUAUGACCAUCUGCACCAUCGACGUGCACGCGCGGGACGUGGUGGCCAAGAUGAUAGCACAGAAGGUGGACACUGGCCAGGCCUUCAUGUGGCUGGCGCAGCUGCGGCACCGCUGGUCGGAUGAGGAGCGGCACUGCUGGGUCAACAUCUGUGAUGCUCAGUUCCUCUACUGCUAUGAGUACCUGGGCAACACCCCCCGGCUGGUCAUCACCCCCCUGACCGACAGGUGUUACAUCACCCUGACCCAGUCCCUGCACCUGACCAUGAGUGGAGCUCCUGCAGGCCCUGCUGGCACUGGCAAGACAGAGACCACCAAGGACCUGGGCCGUGCCCUGGGCAUCAUGGUCUACGUGUUCAACUGCUCCGAGCAGAUGGACUACAAGUCUUGUGGGAAUAUUUACAAAGGCCUUUCCCAGACAGGAGCCUGGGGCUGUUUUGAUGAAUUUAACAGGAUCUCAGUUGAAGUCCUUUCUGUGGUUGCUGUACAGGUGAAGAGUGUGCAGGAUGCCAUCCGGGAGAAGAAGAAAUCCUUCAAUUUUCUUGGAGAAGACAUUAACUUAGUCCCCUCAGUUGGGAUUUUCAUCACCAUGAACCCUGGUUAUGCAGGACGAACCGAGCUACCUGAGAAUUUAAAAGCUCUCUUCAGGCCCUGUGCCAUGGUUGUGCCAGAUUUUGAGCUGAUCUGUGAGAUUAUGUUGGUGGCUGAGGGCUUCCUCCAGGCCCGGGCCUUGGCCAGGAAAUUCAUCACACUCUACCAACUCUGCAAGGAGCUCCUGUCCAAGCAGGACCACUAUGACUGGGGUCUGCGGGCCAUCAAGUCAGUGCUGGUGGUGGCAGGCUCCCUGAAGCGUGCGGACCCUGAGCGGCCUGAGGAGCAGGUCCUGAUGCGCUCCCUCCGCGACUUCAACAUCCCCAAAAUCGUGACAGACGAUGUUCCAGUGUUCAUGGGGCUGAUUGGGGACCUGUUCCCUGCCCUGGACGUGCCUCGGAAGCGCGACCUGGAUUUCGAGGCCAUGGUGAAGGAGGCUGUGCUGGAGCUGCGGCUGCAGCCCGAGGACAACUUUGUGCUCAAAGUGGUGCAGCUGGAGGAGCUGCUCAGUGUCCGGCACUCCGUGUUCGUGGUGGGGGCUGCAGGCACAGGCAAGUCCCAGGUGCUGAGGUCCCUGCACAAAACCUACCAGAGGAUGAAGCGCCGGCCCGUGUGGACAGACCUCAACCCCAAAGCAGUCACUAAUGAUGAGCUCUUCGGCGUCAUUAACCCAGCAACCAGGGAGUGGAGAGAUGGACUGUUUUCAUCAAUCAUGAGAGAGCUGGCCAACAUCUCACAUGAUGGUCCCAAGUGGAUGGUACUAGAUGGAGAUAUUGAUCCAAUGUGGAUUGAAUCUCUGAACACUGUGAUGGAUGAUAAUAAGGUGCUGACCCUGGCCAGCAAUGAGAGGGUCCCUCUGAACCCCACAAUGAGGCUGCUGUUUGAGAUCAGCCACCUGCACACGGCCACCCCGGCCACCGUGUCCCGGGCAGGGAUCCUGUACAUCAAUCCCUCAGACCUGGGAUGGAAUGCCCCCGUGAGCAGCUGGAUUGACCGGCGGGAGGUGCAGUCGGAGAGGGCCAACCUGACCAUUCUGUUUGACAAAUACCUGCCCGUGUGCCUGGACACCCUGAGAGCCAGAUUUAAGAAGAUUAUUCCCAUUCCUGAGCAGAGCAUGGUUCAGAUGCUGUGUUACCUGCUGGAAUGCCUCCUGACAGAGGACAACACCCCUCCAGAUUGUCCCAAGGAGCUUUAUGAACUUUACUUUGUCUUUGCUGCUGUCUGGGCCUUUGGUGGCUCCAUGUUCCAGGACCAGCUCGUGGACUACAGAGUGGAGUUCAGCAAGUGGUGGGUGGCAGAAUUCAAGACAAUCAAGUUCCCUUCUCACGGCACAGUCUUUGACUUUUACGUUGAUCCAGAAACAAAGAAGUUUGAGCCUUGGUCUAAACUCAUCCCCCAGUUUGAAUUUGAUCCAGAGGUGCCACUGCAGGCCUGCCUGGUGCCCACGGCUGAGACGGUCCGGGUGCAGUUCCUGGUGGCCAGGCUGCUGCAGCGCCGGCGCCCCGUGCUGCUGGUGGGCACUGCUGGCACAGGCAAGUCUGUGCUGCUGGGUGACACGCUCUGCUCGCUGGACACUGAUGCCUUCCUGGUCAAGAAGGUGCCCUUUAACUACUACACCACCUCUGCCAUGCUGCAAGGUGUGCUGGAGAAGCCUCUGGAGAAAAAGGCUGGCAGGAAUUACGGCCCCCCAGGCACCAAGAGGCUGGUGUACUUCAUGGAUGACCUGAACAUGCCCCAGGUGGACGCCUAUGGCACCGUGCAGCCCCACACCCUGCUCAGGCAGCACCUGGACUAUGGACAUUGGUACGACAGGAGCAGGCUGUCCCUGAAGGAGAUCAGCAAUGUGCAGUACGUGUCCUGCAUGAACCCCACUGCAGGGAGCUUCACCAUCAACCCCCGGCUCCAGCGUCACUUCUGUGUCUUCGCUCUCUCCAGCCCUGACCAGGACUCCUUGUCCAGGAUCUACAGCACCAUCUUGGUGCAGCACCUGGCCAGUGGGAACUUCUCAGAGGCUGUGCAAAAAUCAGCCCAGCAGCUCAUUGCCCUGGCCCUGGGGCUGCACAGGAAGGUGGCUGCCAUGUUCCUGCCAACAGCUGUCAAGUUCCACUACGUCUUCAACCUCAGAGACCUCUCCAAUAUCUUCCAAGGCCUGCUGUUCUCUACCCCUGAAUGUCUGAAGCAGCCCCAAGACCUAGUGAAGCUCUACCUGCACGAGUCAAACCGGGUGUACCGGGAUAGGAUGGUUGAGGAAGUGGAUUGGGACACUUUUGAUAAAAUCCAGCGGGAGAUGGUGAAGAAAUGCUAUGACGACAUUGAGGACACUUUAGAGCAGGCCAAACACAUGAAUAUUUACUGCCAUUUUGCCAAAGGCCUUGGGGAACCUGGCUACCGGCCAGUUCCAAGCUGGGAGGAACUGAACCAGAUCCUCGUGGAAGCCUUGGACAGCUACAACGAAGUCAACGCUGCCAUGGACCUGGUACUGUUUGAGGAUGCCAUGAGCCACGUCUGCCGCAUCAGCCGUGUCCUGGAGGCGCCGCGGGGGAACGCGCUCCUGGUCGGCGUGGGCGGCACGGGCAAGCAGAGCCUGACCCGCCUGGCUGCCUUUCUCUGCUCCAUGGAGGUCUUCCAGAUCACCCUGAGGAAAGGCUACGGCGUCCCUGACCUCAAGGCAGACCUGGCAAACCUGUACCUGAAGGCAGGGCUGAAGAACAUGGGCUCUGUGUUCCUUCUGAGCGACGCACAGGUGGCAGACGAGCAGUUCCUGGUGCUGGUCAACGACUUCCUGGCAUCAGGGGAAAUCCCAGAUCUCUUCCCUGAUGAUGAAGUGGAAAACAUCAUCAGCAGUGUGAGGAGUGAAGUCAGGGGCCGGGGGCUGGUGGAUUCCAGGGAGAAUUGCUGGAGGUUUUUCAUCGAGCGCGUCCGACGGCAGCUGAAGGUGGCUCUGUGCCUGUCCCCCGUGGGCCCCAAGCUGCGCCUCCGCAGCCGCCGCUUCCCGGCGCUGGCCAGCUGCACCACCAUGGACUGCUUCCAACCAUGGCCCCGCCAGGCCCUGGAGUCCGUCAGCCUCCGUUUCCUGCGGGACAUGGACACCCUGCAGGAUUCAGUCAAGGAUUCAAUAAGCAAAUUCAUGGCCCACGUCCACAUCAGUGUCAAUGAGGUGUCCCAGCUGUACCUGAGCAAUGAGCGCCGUUACAACUACACCACCCCCAAGUCCUUCCUGGAGCAAAUCAAACUCUACCAGAGCCUGCUGCUGAGCAAGGACAGGGAGUUAAAGGCAAAAAUGGAGCGCCUGGAGAACGGCCUGGAGAAGCUCAAGAGCACCUCUGCACAGGUGGAUGAGCUGAAGGCCAAGCUGGCAGCCCAGGAGGUGGAGCUGAAGCAGAAGAACGAGGAUGCUGACAAGCUGAUCCAGGUGGUGGGGGUGGAGACGGAGAAGGUGAGCAGAAAGAAAGCAGUGGCUGAUGAGGAGGAGCGGAAGGUGGCCCUCAUUGCCCAGGAGGUGGAGCAGAAGCAGAAGGACUGUGAGGAGGACCUGGCCAAGGCUGAGCCUGCCCUGGCAGCUGCCCAGGCUGCUCUCAACACCCUCAACAAGACCAAUCUGACGGAGCUGAGGUCCUUUGGGUCACCUCCUUCUGCUGUCAGCAACGUCACAGCAGCCGUAAUGGUGCUGACAGCCCCGGGAGGGAAGAUCCCCAAGGACAGGAGCUGGAAAGCAGCCAGAGUGGCCAUGGCAAGGGUAGACAGCUUCCUGGACUCCUUGAUCAAGUUCAACAAGGAGAACAUCCAUGAGAACUGCUUGAAAGCCCUGCAGCCCUAUCUGCAGGACCCCAGCUUCAACCCCGAGUUCGUGGCCACCAAGUCGGCAGCGGCGGCUGGGCUGUGCUCGUGGGUGCUGAACAUCGAGCGCUUCCACCGCGUCUUCUGUGAGGUGCAGCCCAAGAGACAGGCCCUGGACAGGGCCAAUGCUGAACUGGCAGCAGCCCAGGACAAGCUGGCCACUGUCAAGGCCAAAAUUUCUCGCCUCAACGAGAACCUGGCCAAGCUCACAGCCCGGUUUGAGAAGGCCACAUCAGACAAACUCAGGUGCCAGCAGGAAGCUGAAGCCACAGCCUGCACCAUCACCCUCGCCAACCGCCUGGUUGGGGGGCUCGCCUCUGAAAAUGUGAGGUGGGCUGAGGCUGUGAAGGACUUCAAACAGCAGCAGAGCACCUUGUGUGGAGAUGUCCUGCUGGUCACAGCCUUUGUCUCCUACCUGGGCUACUUCACCAGGAAAUACCGCCAGGAGCUCCUGGAUGGCAUCUGGAGACCCUAUUUGCACCAGCUAAAAGUGCCAUUGACGCCGCAGCUGGAGCCGCUGUCGGUGCUGGCGGACGAGGCGGCCGUGGCGGCCUGGCGGAACCAGGGCCUGCCCGCCGACCGCACCUCCAGCCAGAACGCCGCCAUCCUCAGCAGCUGCCAGCGCUGGCCCCUCCUGGUGGACCCCCAGCUGCAGGGCAGCAAGUGGAUCAAAAACACCCACGGGGACGCGCUCCGCGUGAUCCGAGCCGGGCAGAAAGGGUAUCUGGACACACUGGAGCAAGCCCUGGCUGCUGGAGACCUGGUUUUGAUUGAGAACCUGGAGGAAUCCGUGGAUCCUGUGCUGGGGCCAUUACUGGGGCGAGAAACAAUCAAGAAAGGCAGGUACAUCAAGAUUGGGGACAAGGAGUGUGCCUUGCACCCUGCCUUCCGUCUGAUCCUGCACACCAAGCUGGCCAACCCCCACUUCCAGCCCGAGCUGCAGGCCCAGUGCACCCUCAUCAACUUCUCUGUCACCCGCGACGGCCUCGAGGAGCAGCUGCUGGCGGCCGUGGUGCGUCUGGAGAGACCCGACCUGGAGGAGCUGAAGUCAGAUCUCACAAAGCAACAGAAUGAAUUCAAGAUCACCUUGAAAACGUUGGAGGACAAUUUGCUCUCUCGGCUGUCAUCAGCAUCUGGGAAUUUCCUGGGAGACACAGCAUUGGUGGAGAACCUGGAGAGCACUAAGAGGACAGCUGCAGAGAUAGUGGAGAAGGUGCAGGAGUUCAAGGUGACAGAAGGCAGGAUUAACGAGGCCAGGGAGCAGUACAGGCCCGCGGCCUGCCGUGCCGCCAUGCUCUACUUCACCAUGAACGAGCUGCACAACGUCCACCCCAUGUACCAGUUCUCCCUGAAGGCAUUCCAGGGGGUGUUCCAGAAGGCCAUGGAGAGGGCAGCCCCUGCUGAGAGCCUGGCAGGGCGGGUGCUGAGCCUCACAGACAGCAUCACCUUCUCCGUGUUCCAGUACACGGCCCGGGGGCUCUUCGAGAGGGACAAACUGACCUUCACUGCCCAGCUCACCUUCCAGAUACUUCUGAUGAAUAAAGAAAUCUACCCAGCAGAACUGGAUUUCCUGCUCAGAUACCCAGCACAGACUGGAGUCACAAGCCCUGUGGAGUUCCUGUCUGACCAUGCCUGGGGAGGAAUCAAGGCUCUCUCAUCCAUGGAGGAAUUCAGAAACCUGGAUCGGGACAUCGAGGGCUCUGCAAAACGGUGGAAGAAGUUUGUGGAGUCUGAGUGUCCAGAGAAGGAGAGGUUCCCCCAGGACUGGAAGAACAAGUCAGCCCUGCAGCGCCUGUGCAUCCUGCGUGCCCUGCGGCCCGACCGCGUCCCCUGCGCCGUCAGAGAUUUUGUAGAAGAAAAACUGGGCAGCAAAUAUGUGGUGGGGAGAUCCCUGGAUUUUGCAACGACCUUUGAGGAGUCAGGGCCUGGCACCCCCAUGUUUUUUAUCCUGUCCCCAGGAGUGGACCCACUGAAGGAUGUGGAGAAGCAUGGGAAGAAGCUGGGCUACACCUUCAACCACAGGAACCUGCACAACGUUUCCCUUGGGCAAGGCCAGGAGGUGGUGGCUGAACAAGCUCUGGAUGUGGCUGCAAAGGAGGGACACUGGGUCAUCCUCCAGAACAUCCACCUGGUGGCCAAGUGGCUGAGCUCCCUGGAGAAGAGGCUGGAGCAGCUGAGCCAGGGCAGCCACCGGGAUUUCCGCGUGUUUCUGAGCGCGGAGCCGGCACCGUGCCCGGAGAGCCACAUCAUCCCCCAGGGCAUCCUGCAGAACUCCAUCAAAAUCACCAGCGAGGCGCCCACCGGCAUCCACGCCAACCUGCACAAGGCCCUGGACAACUUCAGCCAGGACACCCUGGAGAUGUGCAGCCAGGAAAAGGAGUUCAGGAGCAUCCUCUUUGCCCUGUGCUAUUUCCACGCAGUGGUGGCGGAGCGGCGCAAGUUUGGCCCCCAGGGCUGGAACCGCCCGUACCCCUUCAGCACUGGGGACCUCACCAUCUCUGUCAACGUGCUCUACAACUACCUGCAGGCCAGCUCCAAGGUCCCCUACGAUGACCUGCGCUACCUCGUGGGUGAGAUCAUGUAUGGAGGGCACAUCACGGAUGACUGGGACAGGCGGCUCUGCAGAACCUACCUGGAAGAGUUUAUCAAGCCAGAAAUGCUGGAGGGAGAGCUCUGCCUUGCUCCUGGAUUUCCCCUCCCAGGGAACAUGGAUUAUAAUGGCUAUCACCAGUACAUUGAUGAUGCCCUGCCUCCAGAGUCCCCCUACCUGUACGGCCUCCACCCCAACGCCGAGAUCGGGUUCCUGACGCAGCGCUCGGAGCGGCUCCUGCACACCGUGCUGGAGCUGCAGCCCUGUGACAGCAGCACGGGCCAGGGAGCUGGGGGCACCCAGGAGGAGAUGGUGCAAACCCUCCUGGAGGAGAUGUUAGAGAAGCUCCCGGACGAGUUCAACAUGGCAGAGCUGCUGGCCAGGCUGGAGGAGAGGACUCCCUACGCCGUGGUUGCCCUGCAGGAGUGCGAGCGCAUGAAUGCGCUCACGGCCGAAAUGCGGCGCUCGCUGGGCGAGCUGGAGCUGGGCCUGAAGGGGGAACUGACCAUGACCAGCGAGAUGGAGACCAUGCAGAACUCCCUCUUCUUUGGCACCGUGCCUGAGUCCUGGGUGAGGAGAUCCUACCCUUCCACAGCCAGCCUUGGAUCAUGGUUUGCUGACCUGCUGGCCCGCAGCAGCGAGCUGGAAGCCUGGACCAGGGACUUCUCCUUGCCCUCCACGCUGCGGCUCGGAGGGUUCUUCAACCCCCAGGCCCUCCUGACGGCCAUCAUGCAGAGCACAGCCCGCAAGAACAGGUGGCCCCUGGACAGGAUGGCGCUGCAGUGUGACGUGACCAAGAAGAGCAGAGAGGAUUUUGCCAGUGCUCCUCGUGAGGGGGCCUAUGUGCAUGGGCUGUUCAUGGAGGGAGCACGCUGGGAUGUUCAGGCCGGGACCAUCACGGAGGCCAGGCUCAAGGAGCUGACCCCAGCCAUGCCUGUGGUGUUCAUCAGGGCCAUUCCUGAUGACAAGCAGGACACCAGGGGCUUGUACCCAUGUCCUCUGUACAGAACACGCCAGAGAGGCCCGACCUAUGUGUGGACUUUUAACCUGAAAACCAAGGAGAACCCAUCCAAGUGGGUGCUUGCUGGGGUGGCCCUGCUGCUCCAGGUCUGAGGCACCAGCACAGGCCCUGCUCUGCAAACCCCUCACAAUGUCACAGCAUUUAAACAGUUCAAUGCUGAGAUUAACAAAUUCCAUCUCUCUGAUGGACUCCCAGGUUAUCUCUGUGUCCUGCGGAUGUGACCCAACAGGGCCUGUGAGGAGGGGACAGAGGUGCAGGGGACACGGCCCAGGUUGGUGGCUGCUGUACAUCAAUAUCCUGUAAUUCCUGCACUGCUGCACUCUCGGGUUUGGUGUUGCUGAAAUGGCUCCCCAGGUAUUAAAAAGCCUUUUUUCCAGCCCUGUGACAGAAGAAGAAGUUGGGAUUCCUCAGCUCUGCUUUUCAAGGUUGUUUAUUUUCUCUUAUCUGUUACAUUCUCUCUCUGACCUGCUGAGAUUUGUCCUGCAGGCUGGUUUGUGGCACAGUCCCUGCCCUUGGGGCAGUGUUGGCUUUUUAUACUGAGAACUACAUGUACUUUAUUUACAAUAAUUUCCCAACACUUAUCACCUAUGUUAGACAGUCUGUCUCUGCUCUAAACCAAUCCAGAAGUGUCACCAUCACAGCAGAAGAUGGAAGACAAGAAGAAGAAGAAGGACAGGACAUGCCCAGAUUCCUCCAUCUUGCCUCUUGAACCCCCAUUCUAAAAACCCCAAAAUUCUACUUUUUCACCCUGUGACAAAUUCACUAUCAUUCUACUCAAACACUUGUGGCUUGUAACUCUUCACACAUAGUUGCUAAUUGUUUCCAUGUGGUAAAAUCAAAGGCACAGGUGUUUCUGACUCUGUGCCAAAGUCUCUGAGCCCCCUGCCAGGGUCUGGAGUCCUCCAGGACAGCCAGAGCAAUGUCCUGGGAUCUGACACUGCACUGCAAGCUCCCAGCUCAGAGCCUGAUACACCAUACACAGAGAGUGCUAAACUUAAAUCUGGUUUUUAUUUCUCUUCAUGAUCCAAAGCAGUUUUAAAAUCAUCCAUCAGUAAAAUCAGCAGCCUUCUCCAAAACACUCAAAUAGUCCAGUGGCUUGUGAAAUCCUCGAGAAUUUAUUUAUUUUCCCUCCAUGAGUGUUUCUUUGUGGUGUGUGUGAUGUUGGAAGAUGGGAGGUGAGCAGAUGUUGUGGUUAUCAGCUGUGUGUUGCUAACACCCCUGUAAAUCUUAGAAACACUGGAAAUGCUGUUAAUAUCCAGUGUGCUCAUUGGAAUCAAUAGUGAAAGCACAGCACAGGGAGGAUUUAAGUGAAUAUGUUGUGAUGAUAGAUACUUACUAAUAAAAGUAAUUGUUCCUGGAAUGGUCUCUGGAAGCUGCAGGUUUACUGAGGUGAGGAGAGCACAGGGGCCAGGUGGGAGGAACACACCUGGCACACACUUGGCACACACCUG